Messenger RNA from Rattus rattus (black rat), 2284 nucleotides. It is a transcript of the gene Fbxw8, whose product is annotated as F-box and WD repeat domain containing 8. NCBI's taxonomy places the organism in Eukaryota, Metazoa, Chordata, Mammalia, Rodentia, Muridae. Gene Ontology annotation, molecular function: protein binding. Gene Ontology annotation, cellular component: ciliary basal body; centriole; Cul7-RING ubiquitin ligase complex. Gene Ontology annotation, biological process: cilium assembly; protein ubiquitination. Bases 59 to 1849 code for a protein of 596 amino acids. The transcript has 11 exons. The record is from RefSeq and is a predicted model, not a curated record.
GACAGUCCGUCCACAGCUGGCUGCCCCUGGGUGACGCGUAGGCCUGGGAGCGGCAAGCAUGGAGGACCAUAACCUGGAGGAGUUCCGCCAGCGCUGGCAGGAGGAAUUGGCGCAGUCGCAGGCGCUGAGGCGACGGCGGCGGCUCGAGGCUGGGGAGCGGCGGCCCCGGAGACCGGAGGCGGGAGCACGCGGCGAGCCGGCCUCGGGGUACCUGGGGCUGGCGCAGGGUCUGCUGGAGGGCGCGGGCCGACCCCCGGCGCCCAGGCCCGGCCGGACCGACAGGAAGGAUGCGUCCAGCCGUUCGCGCUCACCCCCGGACCGCGACGCCGCGGAGCCCGAGCCGCUGGUGGACCAGCUCAUCCGCGACUUGAAUGAAAUGGAUGAUGUGCCCUUCUUUGAUGUCCAUCUGCCUUAUGAACUGGCGAUCAAUAUAUUUCAGUAUCUGAACAGAAGAGAGCUGGGGCUGUGUGCUCAGGUGAGCAAGACAUGGAAGGUGAUUGCUGAAGACGAGGUGCUGUGGUACCGGCUGUGCCGACAGGAGGGGCACCUUCCCCACAGCAGAUUCUCCGACUACACCUGCUGGAAGCUCAUCUUGCAAGAGUGCCUCGCCAGGGAACACAAGUUAAGAGCCAACUGGAAGAAUCGCAAAGGUGCCGUGAGCGAGCUGGAACACGUUCCUGACGCUGUUUUGUGUGACGUGCGUUCUCACGAUGGAGUUGUCAUCGCAGGAUACACGUCAGGGGAGGUGAGGGUGUGGGACACCCGCACCUGGGACUAUGUGGCCCCCUUCUUGGAGUCUGAGUCUGAGGAGGAGGAUCCUGGAAUGCAGCCAUAUGUCUCCUUUGUGAGGAUCAACAGCUCGCUGGCAGUGGCGGCUUACGAGGAUGGGAUUCUUAACGUUUGGGACCUGAGAACCGGGAGGUUCCCUAUCUUCCGUUUUGAACACGAUGCAAGAAUACAAGCCCUUGCGCUCAGCCGGGAAAAGCCCGUGGUUGCCACAGCUUCUGCUUUUGACGUUGUGAUGUUGUACCCCAACGAGGAGGGGAACUGGCAUGUAGCCUCGGAAUUUGAAGUUCAGAAACUGGUUGACUACCUUGAAAUAGUUCCGAACACUGGCAGGUACCCUGUAGCCAUAGCCACUGCCGGGGACCUGGUGUACCUGCUGAAGGCUGAGGACUCUGCCAGAACCCUUCAUUAUGUCUACGGCCAGCCUGCCACGUGUCUGGAUGUCUCCGCCAGCCAGGUUGCCUUUGGAGUGAAGAGCCUGGGAUGGGUGUAUGAGGGAAACAAGAUCCUGGUGUACAGCCUGGAAGCAGAGCGCUGCCUCUCGAAGCUGGGCAAUGCACUUGGAGACUUCACCUGUGUCAACAUCCGGGACAGCCCUCCCAACCUCAUGGUCAGCGGCAACAUGGACAGGAGAGUGAGGCUCCAUGACCUCCGCACCGAUAAGAUUGCCCUGUCGCUGUCCGCCCAUCAGCUGGGGGUGUCUGCAGUCCAGAUGGAUGACUGGAAGAUUGUUAGUGGAGGCGAGGAGGGGCUGGUGUCUGUGUGGGAUUACCGCAUGAACCAGAAGCUCUGGGAGGUGCACUCCAGGCACCCCGUGCGCUACAUCUCCUUCAACAGCCACAGCCUGAUCACCGCCAAUGUGCCCUACGAGAAGGUGCUGCGAAACUCCGACCUGGACAACUUUGCCUGUCACAGGAGACACCGUGGCCUGAUCCAUGCCUAUGAAUUUGCUGUGGACCAGCUGGCCUUUCAGAGCCCUCUUCCUAUCUGCCGCUUACCCCGUGACGCCGUGGCUGGAUACAGCUAUGACCUAGCCCUGUCUUUCCCCUAUGACAGUAUUUAGGGUGUCACCUCAUGUAGAAGUGGGAAGGGCGACCUACAAAUAUCAGAGCUGGAGGGAGGCGCUGCAGUACAUAGUGGAAGUGUGGGGGCAGUGCCCUGUGUGCCUGCGGCCCUACAGCCUUGUCACCCCGUGCAGCACCUGUACAGAGCCUGAGCCAGAGCCCACUGCUGUCCCCUCCUCCUCCUCCCUCCUAGGGCUUUGGUAGGACUGGCUGAUGACUCAGAGUUAACCUUUCCAGGGUGGCUCCUCCCCCUCAGCCUGGGGACACCCAGGCCUUCACUCCUGCUGCUCUGCUGGGUGUGGUGCUGAGGGCGGAACCCAGAGUCUCGCACAUGCAGGCAGGGCUCAGCCUCCAAGCUGCUUUCCAGCUCACAGUGGUCUCCUGACCCCACCCCAGUCCACACUGUUCAUAAUUAUAGAGCACCCUUACCUGUG